CGCCUGUGUCUUUCAGAGUAAUACCGAGACAUGUUGCAACAUAAUGCAACUCGUGUUGUACCACACUGUUCCUCCUCUCGUGGACGACGCGCUUGCGACUGUUCAUUGUCAAGUAGCUGUUUCAAGCUGCAUAAUGCAGUGACAGAACCGCAGUUUCAUCUUGAGACACGCUGGUGGGUCCUGCGAUAACCAUGUCUGCCUUUGAAUUCAAGCUGGCGCACACGAACAUGCACGAUACUUUCCAGCACUUCCGCUUUCUUACUUCGACGAGCAUCUCACUUGCAAUGACGGCCAGCUCGAGUAUCUUCUUCAUCCUCGCUGUGCUCAUAUCCAUAUGUGCCUCCGUCCGUCUACUGCAAAAGCCACCUGCGAGGCGCCUUGAAAUUCCAUUGUACUUCUCUGAUUAUGGUGAUGUCCAUGAAUGCAAGCAUAAUGAAGGAAAUAUAGUCGCGAAUUUUAGCCUGGACUCGUUGGAUCUGCAGGGCCAACGCUAUGACGUGACGCUCCAGUUCCGAUGUACUUGUCCGUGCUUACAGCGGGAAACGUAUCCUCACACCGACAACCUUCCGAGAACAGUGCGUAUAGGGUUCUUACUAGAUACUGGUGCGGAGAAGCGUAUAGUCGUUUCAACUCAGACAAUAGAGUCAAAUUUGACAGAGCAGCAUGUUUACCUGACAACGAUUGCCUUUGGAACGAAGGAAGAGACUUUUAGUGGUCUAGUGGCAUUGGCAUUGGACGACCGAGGAGAGACGUGUAGUAUGGACGUUCCAGUGGUCUCCAUAUUACUUGAGCGAGAGAUGGGACUUGUCAGCACUUUGUUAGCAUGUCUAUUCAACUAACAGUCGUUAAUCA
Molecule: messenger RNA, 852 nt
Organism: Fomitiporia mediterranea MF3/22
Lineage: Eukaryota; Fungi; Basidiomycota; Agaricomycetes; Hymenochaetales; Hymenochaetaceae
Exons: 5
Coding region: 192-839 (215 amino acids)
Source: RefSeq, a predicted model, not a curated record